This is a messenger RNA of Triplophysa rosa, 1860 nucleotides long. RefSeq names its product vacuolar protein sorting 72 homolog b (gene vps72b). The transcript is spliced from 6 exons. Bases 335 to 1492 code for a protein of 385 amino acids. The record is from RefSeq and is a predicted model, not a curated record. Gene Ontology annotation, molecular function: ATP-dependent H2AZ histone chaperone activity. Gene Ontology annotation, cellular component: nucleus. Gene Ontology annotation, biological process: chromatin remodeling; regulation of DNA-templated transcription. NCBI's taxonomy places the organism in Eukaryota, Metazoa, Chordata, Actinopteri, Cypriniformes, Nemacheilidae.
UGGCGGUCAUGCAGCGAACUGCUUUUCCAUUAGUUUGGUCUGAACAAUAUCUCUAUAUCGAUUACUCAUAUAAUGUCCAUUAGACUAGCAAGUCUGACAUGGCAUCAUCACACCAGCUAUAAUUCUGGUGUGAUCUAAUAAUAUUUUAAAAACCCUUUAUUCGUUUAUACAAAUGAUACAUCAUUAUUGUGCUCUGUUCAUGACGCUACGCAGCACCUUUGAAUUCUUUGACAUUUGGUUUCUGUUCCCUUUUUAGACGCUGAUUUAUUAUAACGUCUCAUGUUAUUUUAUUGCGAAUAAUAUAGCAUUUUGCCGUUACGCAGCUGAUGUCAGAAUGAGUUUAGCUUUCAGCAGGGCUCCUCGAAAGACUGCGGGAAACCGCAUGUCCAGACUGUUGGAUGCAGAAGAGGAAGAUGAGUUUUACAAAACCACCUACGGAGGAUUUCAGGAGGUGUCAGGUGACGAAGAGUAUAAGGGUGACCUGUCUGAAACUGAGGACGAGGUGGACAGUGACUUUGACAUUGAUGAAGGUGAUGAACCUGAUAGAGAGCAGGAGGAAGAUGGACCACGCAAAAAGAGCAGAGUGGUGACCAAAGCCUAUAAGGAGCCUGUUAAAGUUGUGAGGCAGAAACCGAAACAAAGGAAACUGACUGAGCUGCCCAGGAGGACAGACAAGGCAAAGAUGGACAAAUUCAACCCCACUGUACUACAGGAGGACAUUAGCAGGAACAGGAAGUCAGUGCGUCAGUCCACGACAGAACACACACGACUGACAUACCUGAGGCUGCAGGAGAGACAGGUUGCUCCACGACGAAGGAAGGGCACCAGACAUGAGCGACCUUUGACCCAGGCUGAACUUUUGGCAGAGGCCAAGAUCACAGCAGAGAUGAAUCUACGAUCACUGGAAAAUUAUGAGCGUUUGGAGGCAGAUAAGAAACGACAUGUCCAUAUGAAGCGACAGUGUGUGGGUUCUGUUAUCCGGUAUCACUCUGUACUCAUGCCCCUGGUGUCUGAUGUCAGUCUCAAAGAUGAAAACGUGGAUGUAGAGGGGUUGGACCAAGAUGCCCAACCAAAUCCAGGCCCUCACCCUCCACAAACUCUCUCCCAAUCAGAAUCAACCCUUGCUGCACCACCUAUUAAUGCCCAAUCCACUAGCGCUGCUUUUGUAAAUAUUCUGCCACCAGGGGCCGCCAAAUGCUCCCGCACCUACGUUACAUUCAGCGAUGAUAAAACCUUCCAGCGAUGCUUUCCUCAAUCGCCAGCUCCUCGCGUUCCUGUCCAAGAGGUCUGCCCCGUUACCCAUAAGCCUGCACUUUACCGAGACCCCAUCACAGACAUUCCGUACGCUAAUGUACAAGCCUUUAGGAUCAUCCGGGAAGCUUAUAAAAAAUAUGUGGCUGCGCACGGCUUGCCCUGCACUGCCACAGCGACUUCAACUGACACUGUUGCAAAAAACCUUCGUCAGAAGAUCGUUAUCAAACAAGGAAUGUAACAACACGCAUAUGAUCAAUGCGAAGAGAAAGAAAAGGCAGAGGUCAAACAGGGGUGCGUUACCGGAAGUUUUUGUUUCACAAAUAUGUCAUUUGAAUUAUAGCUAUUCUUUGGUGUCAUAGAACUUCAUAACACCGUCACAGUAGGUAUCAAAUCUCUUUCCAGUGUAUUUGUAGUGUAUUUAUGUAUUAUUCCAACUAAACUUUUAAAUAUUUAUUGUGUUCUUUAAUGUUUUAUUUAUUUACUUUCAAAUUUUGCUGUUAUAGCCUAUACCCCACACUGUAUUUAUUUUUAAUGGCACUGUUUUUAAUUGAUUGUGAAAGUAAUGUGUCCAUAAUGUGUUAAUAUGAUUGAAUAGCAGUAUAAUAA